Oryzias latipes (Japanese medaka) is the source of this 1847-nucleotide messenger RNA. RefSeq names its product transmembrane protein 179. The record is from RefSeq and is a predicted model, not a curated record. Lineage: Eukaryota; Metazoa; Chordata; Actinopteri; Beloniformes; Adrianichthyidae.
UCGCUGCCUCUACUGCGCAGCCGCAGUUUUUCCAGCGCACAGCAAUCCAAGCAGGGAGAGGCAAACAUGGCCCUCGAUAAUUUGAUUUUCGCCCAGUGCAUUUUGUAUUUCUUAGCUUUCGUGUUCGGUUUUAUUGCCGUGGUGCCUCUGUCAGAAAACACGGAGGAUUUUGGAGGAAAAUGUCUGCUCUUCGCGCGGGGUAUGUGGCAGAACGAGAACAUCACGGUGUCGAAGCAGCGCUUCAUCGUGGAGGAGUGGGGACCCGAGUCUUCCUGCAGCUUUGUCACUUUCGUCGGAAUUGCGUCCCUCGUCCUGUCCGCAGUGCAGGCGUGGAGGCUGCUGUUCUUCCUGUGUAAAGGACACGACGACUCCAUCUUUAACUCCUUUCUCAACCUGCUGAUCAGCUCCCUGGUGGUGUUCACUGUCUUCCUGUCCAGCACCAUUGUCAGUGUAGGCUUCAAUUUGUGGUGCGACGCCAUUACCGAAAGGGGGACCAUGCCCAGCAGCUGUGAGAACCUGCAGGACACAGACCUAGAACUGAACCUGGACAAUUCAGCAUUCUAUGACCAGUUUGCUAUAGCCCAGUUUGGCUUAUGGGCUUCCUGGCUUGCGUGGCUUGGAAUUGCAGUCAUGGCCUUCCUCAAGGUUUACCACAACUACAGGCAGGAGGACCUGCUGGACAACCUGAUCCACGAGAAGGAGCUGCUGCUCGGUCGCUCCUCCCGUCGUAACUCUGAUGACCUCAAGACUGGCCCGAUCUAGAAACUGCUCAAAAAAACGUUCACCCUCCAGUUUUCAUGGUCGUCCCGACUGCCAUGACAAAACACCAAUGUUUGCCUCUUCAGACAAUCACAAUCAAUUGGCUUUUGCUUUAAUUGACGGUGAUUUGAACAAUUUGGAGGAUUCUAGUUUUAUUCUCCAGAUUUAUCUGAUAAUAACUUAAUUAUAUCUUCAAAGUUGAUCAUUUUGAUGACAGGUGUCAUAUUUUUAAUAUAUUCAUCUACACAGUUUUAACAAUUCAAAGCAUUUACCCAUUUAUCUACUGUUUAACAUCUGCAUGAACAUAAUGCAUGACAAUUUUCUUUUAAAUAGAUCUAUUUUUUUCUACACCUUUGAGUAUUUUCCCUAAACCCUGAGGAGACGCCUUGUGUCCAGAAUAACUGUGUAUUAUUUGCAUGUUUCGGUGAGGUAGAAUUAUGUGCUUUUGCACUUUAUUUACACAAAACUCCAUGAACUCAGUUUGACAGACAAUAUUUGUUGUUGAGAUAACGAACAGAUCCCAACAUGUGCCAUUUACAAACUCUGCUUCUUCCUCACACUUUAUGGGCUACCUGAUAAUGUACUCUACUACUGUGGCAUAUUUAUGUGCAUGCAUCCUUUUCUCUGCUACAUGGUAUGGCAUAAUCACUGUGAGGCAAGUAAAAUUGCUUUAUUGGUAAUUUAUUGUAGAACAAGUGAAAAACAUGAAAGAGAAGGAACAAAGAAAGCCCUCCAUAAAGGCACAUCAUUCAAAGAAACAUUUGGACAGCAGUGUGCGAAUACAGAACUGGAUGCAUUAUUGCCGAUGGCGAUUCUGACCGACAGUACGGAGCCUCAAGUGUUUUAUUUUAUUUAAUGAAACAGCCCCAUUUUGCUUUGAUAUUCAACUGUGAAAUGCCCACAAUGAAACAAAUAUUUUUAUUUUGAGUUCCCUGAACAGAGACUUCUGAUUUUCUGAUGGAAACUUUAUUAUUGCUCUUAACGAGGGAGGUAUGUGAGAUGUGCAUCACUGUGCUUCCUUCAAUGCAUUUGUGUGGUUGAAUUUGAUUUACCUUCAUUGAUAAAGGGACUCAUGCAACAACAUACAA